UAUCUAGAGAGCUAAGAUACCAAUAUCGUCCAAGCAAUGGCUUCUGCAGAGAAAGACCAGCGGCCUAAGCCGAGCGCCCUGCGGUCCAUUAUUGCGGGCUCUACUGCGGGUGCAGUCGAGAUCGCAAUUACAUACCCAGCCGAAUUCGCAAAGACCCGCACACAGCUUAACCGUCGACUCGCGGACUCAAAGAAGCUGCCAUGGCCACCUUUUGGAAAGCAAUGGUAUGCUGGCUGUACCACAUUGAUCAUAGGGAACUCUCUAAAAGCCGGAAUUCGUUUCGUGGCUUUUGAUGCUUUCAAAUCCAUCCUCGAGGAUGAAAAUGGAAAAAUAUCUGGUCCUAGAACAGUCAUAGCUGGGUUUGGAGCCGGAUUCACUGAAUCCUUGUUGGCGGUCACACCUUUCGAAAGUAUCAAAACUCAAUUGAUUGAUGACCGGAAAUCUGCAAACCCCCGUAUGCGCGGCUUCUUGCACGGCAGUGGUGUGAUCUUCCGAGAACGAGGCAUUCGGGGCUUUUUCCAAGGCUUUGUCCCUACCACGGCAAGACAAGCUGCCAAUUCAGCCACGAGGUUUUCAAGCUAUACAAUGUUGAAGCAAAUAGCACAGGGCUAUGUUGCGCCCGGUGAAAAGCUAGGAACAGCGAGCACUUUUGCCCUAGGUGGAAUUGCGGGCCUGAUCACAGUUUACGUUACUCAACCUCUUGAUACCGUCAAAACUAGAAUGCAAUCUCUUGAGGCUAGCAAGAAUUACAAAAACAGCAUCGCCUGCGCAGUGCGGAUUUUCAAGGACGAGGGCGUCUUUACCUUAUGGUCUGGAGCUGUUCCACGACUAGCAAGACUGAUCCUGAGCGGAGGCAUCGUGUUUACCAUGUAUGAAAAAACUAUGGAAACACUCGACUCGCUAGACCCAGAAAGGAAAUUUAUAUGACGACAAUCAAAAUACACUCAAAACAUACCAAGGCAACUUACCAUACCAUAAUAGACCUGUUUGUUCUUCUGCCUAUGGAAAGGAGUGUACUUGUGUGUAGAUACAGGUGUCACCAACCAGAGCAGAAUUUUUAGAUCUAAAGAUUUAUUAUUGUACAAACUAUCUCAAUUGAUGUUGUUUAUUC
This is a messenger RNA of Aspergillus ochraceoroseus IBT 24754, 1111 nucleotides long. RefSeq names its product putative mitochondrial tricarboxylate transporter (Ctp). NCBI's taxonomy places the organism in Eukaryota, Fungi, Ascomycota, Eurotiomycetes, Eurotiales, Aspergillaceae. Gene Ontology annotation, biological process: mitochondrial citrate transmembrane transport. The coding region runs from base 37 to 927 and encodes 296 amino acids. The transcript has 9 exons. The record is from RefSeq and is a predicted model, not a curated record.